UCCCACUCCACUCCCAGAAAUACAUGGAUUUUCCUUAAGUUUUCCUUUUUACCGGUUCAUGGUAAAUAAUAUUGAAACUGAUAAAUUGAUAAUCUAAAUGUUAGUUUAUCUUACGGUGCAGUUGUAAAAAAUGCUUGUGCUCAAAACAAAAAUUAAUGAAGCUGGAAGAACUAUGAAUCAUUUAUGUCAUUUAUAAAAUGACAGACCAAAAAUCAGUUAAAACAAUAAUUUCAAUUGGGGCUGGUGUCCUAGUUGUUGCCACUAUUCUGCUUGGGGUUGGAAUAUGGUGCCUCGCCUUUGUGGAUGUGCCUGUGUCAAGGAAACUCGACUGGGAGUACAUGCUAGUAAACAAAUGUAAAGACACGGAGAUAGGCCUACCCUGCGUGAACUUCACGACAUUGAGUACACCCGGUCGCAGGGGUUUGUUCAAGUGUGACUGCGAAUUCCCUUUGGAGCUCAAGCAGGAUCUUCUGGGCGCGGUGACACUGUACUAUGAAUUGCCAGAAUUCGACCAGACCAAUGACGACUUAUGCAUCUUCCAAGGAUGAUCAGCAGUUGAUUGGGAAGCCAGGCGAGCGUCCCGCAGACUCGUGCGGGAAUUUCAGCUACAGCAACGAAAAGCCCAUUUACCCUUGUGGCGAAAUAGCGGACUCCAUAUUUAACGAUACUUUUACUCUUAAGAAAAUAGUUUCAAAAGACCAGAAGGUGACUCUAGAAGUGGAAUAUACGAAUUUAGUGACAGACGACAAAUUGAAAUAUAAAAAUCCUCCAGAAGAAGUAUUAAAGAACUUUACAAGGCCAAUAAAUUGGGGCGGAGAUCCCGAUACAGGGGAUUUGCCGUGGGAGAUUGGAACGAGCAAAAAAGGCGUUGAGAACCCUGCGUUCCAAGCAUGGAUCAACACGAAUCUAAAAAGGAAGCCGGUGUGGCGAGUCAAGAACAUGGGCGAUUACGAGAAGGGGCUGCCUGCUGGAAACUAUAUCAUGUUCAUUGAAAUGCAUUACGGAGUAAACCGAUACGGCGGACCGCGAGUUAUGAUACUCGAAGGAAUGUACACUGAAUCGGUCCGUAGAAGCACGGCUGGCGGCGUCUGUCUCAUACUGCUUGGGUUGAUCGUACUCAUACUAGAAGCUGGAUACAUAUAUAUGCAACGCAAGAACUGGAGUCGGGGAUGGUCACCACAACAGUAAAAAAAUGGGAGAAGACCGCUGGAAAGCUGCCUACAGGCGAUAAGUCCGCUUUUAAGUCACAUGUAGGGUUAUUUUAUGUUAAAAAAAACAAGUCCACCGGUGGCGGUGGCCGAGCUGGGAAUAAAACUCCGGUCUUAAGCUUACGCGGCUAACCUUCUUACCACUAGACCACCCGACCACUCGCUAGUUCAACUGUAUUUAGACAGUUACCCCCUUAUUCAUAAACUUUCACUAAAGUUAUCAAGCCGAUAAAGUUCUUUUGUCCCUUUCUAUCACACCAAUACAUCGGAAAGGGACAAACGAACUUUAUCGGCUUGAUAACUUUAGUGAAUUCAUUUAUUAAUAAGGGGGUUAGUUUCGAAUCCAUUUUUUUUUCUUGAAUAGUUUUAUAAGUGCUGUCACUGGUUCAGUAUCAGUACUUGUAUUAGGUAUAAGGACUAUAGGCUAUAUGUACCCACCUAAGAUGCUUUAGGUUUAUUUAUUAUUUAUUUAUAAAUAUUCUCAAUGUGCUAUAUUUAGUGACUAAGCAUUUGUUUGUUUUUUUAUCAGUUAUUUUCUCACUUACUGUCAUGAAAUGAGAUUAGGUACUUAUAAAGUUAGGAAGGAAGAUUAUUAGGGUUCAUCCACAUAUUACGACACAGAAAUAAAAAAAGAAAAAAUUAAAGAUCUCUUUGAAAAAGUGUGACCUAGAUCGAGUCAAGAUCGAGUGUUAGAAACUUUAGAAAGUACCUAUUAUAAUAAAAUUCUAGUACUACCUUGUAGUGUAAGUAUUAUGCCUUAUUACAUGUAUUAAUAACCUAAGUGACAGCUUAUAUAGUAGACAAAUACACGUGUGUGGGUGAGGUGUAGUGUAGUACACACACUACACCUCCCUUCUUGAUGAAAAAAAAAUGAUUAAAAUAAGUUUUCAAAAGUUAAUCAUUUUUUUUUUG
Messenger RNA from Leguminivora glycinivorella, 2120 nucleotides. RefSeq names its product CDC50 family protein chat-1-like. The transcript is spliced from 11 exons. NCBI's taxonomy places the organism in Eukaryota, Metazoa, Arthropoda, Insecta, Lepidoptera, Tortricidae. Gene Ontology annotation, cellular component: plasma membrane; Golgi apparatus; endoplasmic reticulum. The record is from RefSeq and is a predicted model, not a curated record. Bases 493 to 1188 code for a protein of 231 amino acids.